AUGAAUUUUACGGAGGUGCAGAAUGAUGAACCACUACAGUACUGCUUUCAGUCAGAAAACAUUUCGUGUCCGAAGGAAGUUCGGACCAAAGUGGCCUAUGCUGCUCUAUAUUGCUUCUUUUUAACUGCAAUUCUUGUAACUGUAGGUGGUAAUUUAGUUGUAAUUAUUUCCAUCUCUCAUUUUAAACAGCUUCGCACACCAACUAAUCUUCUUGUACUUUCACUGGCAGUGGCAGAUUUAUUUUUGGGACUGUUUUCAAUGCCACUUGCAAUGGUUCGAUCAGUAGAAACAUGCUGGUUCUUUGGAAGCACUGUAUGUAUCAUGUUUUCAUUUGUAGAUGUAGUUUUAUGCGCAGUUUCUGUUUUUCAUUUAGUUUUCAUCGCCAUUGAUCGCUAUCAUGCUGUUUGUGAUCCUAUGCAUUACCCCAGUAAAAUUACAGUUUCUACAGUUUGGAUGUUUAUUGCCAUAGGCUGGGUAAUCCCAAUUCUGUAUUCAAGUGGACUUCUAUAUUUCAGGGGAAAUUCUGAUGGAAUUGAGGUAUAUAAUCUGUGUCCUGGUGACUGCAUGAUACUGCUAAAUGCACUUUGGGGCUUACUGGAUACUCUCUUCACAUUUUGUCUCCCAUUUUCUGUAAUGAUAAGCUUGUAUUCUAAAAUUUUCAUUGUUGCAAGGCAACAUGCCAGAGCAAUACACCAUUUAGUGCAUCAAAAGCUUACAGGUGAAAGGAAAAGAAAUGCAGAAAAUCAAAAAAAAGACAACAAAGCUACCAAGACUCUAGGCAUUGUGGUAAGUGUUUUCAUUUUAUGCUGGUCACCAUAUUGUUUUAAUAAUCUUUUUACUUCAGUUUCUGAUGUUUCUUCAUCUCGGUUAGUGGUUGAUAUUUUUGGCUGGUUGGCUUACUUUAAUUCUGCAUUUAAUCCUAUUAUUUAUGGACUAUUUUAUCCAUGGUUUCGAAAAGCACUGAAACUUAUUUUGACACUUAAAAUACUACAGCAUGAUUCCUCACUUAUAAAUCUCUUCCCAGAAAAAUAA
Molecule: messenger RNA, 1032 nt
Organism: Erpetoichthys calabaricus (reedfish)
Lineage: Eukaryota; Metazoa; Chordata; Cladistia; Polypteriformes; Polypteridae
Product: trace amine-associated receptor 13c-like
Exons: 1
Coding region: 1-1032 (343 amino acids)
Biological process (GO): G protein-coupled receptor signaling pathway
Cellular component (GO): membrane
Molecular function (GO): trace-amine receptor activity
Source: RefSeq, a predicted model, not a curated record